AUGAGUACCGAUUCUGAUGAAUCUGAAUUUUUGAUAUAAUACUUCUCCAAUCUAAUCCUUGCUCCAGAAAACCAAAAACCUCAACCCAUAAACAAUGAAUAUUCUUCCUAGAUUUUAUAUGUUUUUGUUCAUACAAAUUAAAGAUUCGAUUACAAAUCAUGGGGUUAAGAGUAUUUUGGGAAAGCAGUAAAAAUUAGUAUGUUUCGAAGAACUUAAAAAUAUACGAUAUUGAAAUUGUUGAGUGACUAAGGUAACAGACAUUUAAAAAAUCUAGUUUUGUUUUAAAACUUCAGACAUCAAGAGAUGAAUUGCUGUAUCAAACCAACAUUUCAUAUUAGUGCUACACUUUCAGUUCAAGUACCAUAUGAUAGUGUCAACGACUACGUGGUGUAAGGGAAUAAGACCAUCUAUUUAUUGGGUAAGGAAUGUAAAUUGAAGGAGAAUGAUAAAAUAGAAUUUAAGUCAUAUAAGGUGGAUCUUUUGAUUAACAAUACAGGUUUAAUUAUAGUAAUAGUAUUUAGAAUAGAUAAUGAAGGUGAUUUGCAGCAUUUUGAAUAGUCAUAGACUAGGAAAGAUUUUGAUAGGAAUUUCAUUUGACAAAGAUCUUAAUAACUAUGUGGUUAGUGGGUGUUUUUGUUAGGACAAGAAGGCCUAUUAAGUGAUGAAUGCUAUAAUGAAUAAAUGCAAGGAGUUUGGUUGCGACUAAUGGGUGAAUGUUAAACUGCAUGAGUGUGGAGUGUUACUUUAGGAUGUAUGUUACGUUGUGAACAAUCUAAAAAUGUAUUAUCAUACUUAAUUAGAUUUGAGAUUACGAUUAAUGAGGGUCAAAAUCAAUUAAUCACCAAUACUCCUGGUAAAUAUUAUAUUCGAGAGAAUGGACAAUCAGUACCUAUAAAAAUGAAGCAACUCUUUAAUUAUUGCAAAGAAAAAAUGAUAACAGAGGAGCAAUUUGAGAAAUGCCUCAAUUUUUAUGAUGAGUUGAUGAAGAAAAACAAGUUAAUUUGAG
Messenger RNA from Paramecium octaurelia, 1006 nucleotides. Lineage: Eukaryota; Ciliophora; Oligohymenophorea; Peniculida; Parameciidae. The record is from the annotation of a GenBank genome assembly.